Funneliformis caledonium is the source of this 963-nucleotide messenger RNA. The record is from the annotation of a GenBank genome assembly. NCBI's taxonomy places the organism in Eukaryota, Fungi, Glomeromycota, Glomeromycetes, Glomerales, Glomeraceae.
AUGAGUUCUACUUAUGCAUAUCAUAAUAACGUACAAAAUAAUUUAUCAAGAUCGAUAAAAUAUUAUUUUCGUAGAUAUUUGGGUUCAAAAUAUUCUAAUAUAGACCCACAACCAAAACCAUCUCACGUCAGAAUCGUCAUAUGGUCAUUUAUCACUUCGUUUGUUGGCAUUGGAACUUUAGGUUUAUUCACUUGGAAUAUUGAAUUCUUUCGUGAAAGAGAAAUACCUGUUAGUAUCAGUAGUAUGGGAGCUACCGCCAUAUUGAUUUAUGGUACUUGCGAUUCACCCUUGGCUCAACCAAGGAAUCUAUGUGAGUUUGAUCAAAAUAUCAAUUCCUUUCUAAUUCCUCCAAUUUUUAAAUCGUCCGUACCUUUUGAAAUUAAUGCGCGUAACCUUCUUUUUUUAGAUUUAGGACAUAUAACGUCCUCGUUAAUUGGAAUCACCGUGAAUAUAAUGAUGAAACAAAUCACUGCAAAUCCCAUAGGUUACAAAUGGUUAACAUGCGCGUUAUCGGUCUCUCUGUCAAUGUUAGUCAUGCAGCUGACCAAUACAAUUCAUCCACCGGCUGGCGCAACAGCAUUAAUGUUAGCAUUAGACGAUCCAAAAAUCACCUCUCUCGUUUAUUGGUGGAAACAAAAGGUUAUCGAUGAUCAAUGUCCCGACUUUCCGGUUCGUUCGCGAAAUGAUGACCUUGAAGUUGGGCGGCAUGUGACUUUUACAACCCCUGCUUUAUCAUUUAACGUUCGGAAAGAAAAUCGUGAAAGGUUUCAUAAUAAUAAUAAUACAAGUCAAUCGAAUUCUCUUUCUGAAAUUACUUUAGCAAAUAAAUCACUCGAUUCAUCAUCUCGCUCCAAACAGGUGCAACAACACGAAUUGAGCUUAAGUGAAGCAAAUGAAUAUAUUUCCAAGUUGGAAAAUGAUUUAAACGAGCUUCGAAGCCUUAUUCAACAACUCGAAUUAUAA